Molecule: messenger RNA, 1758 nt
Organism: Symbiodinium natans
Lineage: Eukaryota; Dinophyceae; Suessiales; Symbiodiniaceae
Source: the annotation of a GenBank genome assembly
AUGGGGAAUUGGCCGUGCGCUGAGGAGGCUGCCAAGGGCUCUCCCAAUGCUCAGAUGGUGCACGAGAGCUUCUUCCCCAUGUACUUGGUCAAGGUGUCAGAUUUCCUAAAGAUGGAGGGCGCCCCAGAACCGCACGACGUCCUGAAGCAACGAGGCCUCCUCCACGAGUGGAGGGCCGGCAUGUUUGCGGUAUUUGUUUCACACCAGUGGCUUGGGCGGCAACAUCCUGAUCCAAAGGGUGAGCAGGUGGCCGUUCUGAGGGAGACGCUGAAGAUACUUAUUGAUGGCUCUCUGGCGAUUGAGGGAGACCUGGUCUCUAUGUCUUAUGGUGAGGGGAAGAGGCUCACCCCAGAGACGCGCAAGCAAGUGGAAACCGGCUACCUCUUCUUCGAUUGGUUUGCCAUCCCUCAAAUCACUGCCCGCGUGGAGGGCGUGAAUGAAGAGCUCACAAAGACGGACGCUGCCAGAGCGGUCAACAGCAUCCCUUCCUAUGUUGAGGCGGCAAGCCUCUUUGUUGCUCUCGUGCCCUUCGUGCUGCACACUGACACCAAACAGUGGUGUUCGUACACCACUUGGCUUGCGCGCGGGUGGUGCAGGGCUGAGUUAUGGCUCCACAUGCUGUCCAGCAAGCCUGAUACCAGCGUGAUUCUUAUAACCUCCGUGCCCGAAGCCAAGUUCAUGUUCCCCUUGGACUGGUUGAUGAAUACCAUUGCGAGUGGAGACUUCACCGUGGAGGACGAUCGUGCGGUGGUUGUGCAGCUGGGGCAAAGAGCGAUUGAAAGCAAGAUCCGCGAGCUCAAGGAGUCUGGGCCUCUGCAUGCCUAUCGCUUCUACCUGGCACAUCAAUCCAGGAUGUUGGGGCUGAAGUCUUCUGAGUGGGACGUACAGGACUUCCUGGAGGCUUUCCAAUUCGCCAGCCUUGAGGAAGCUGCCACAGACCGCAGCAGCAUGAACGCCCUCAUGUGCGCAGUCUUCAGCGGCGACAGUGGAAUGAUACGGCAGCUUGUGCGUUUUCGGGCCGACGUGAACUCAAGAGCUCAUGGCUUGGCAAAAGCGGGAUACUUCGACGGCCAGCCUCUCAUCGUCUGCGCGAGCAAGUCCCACCAACCGCCCCAUGUCUUGGCCACCCUCGUGGAGCUGCGGGCCGAUGUGCAUGCGAGGUCCAGCAACGGCUCAACGGUUGCACCUAUGGUGCGUUCUCCAGAGCAGCUCCAGGUCAUCAUAGAGGCACGGGGAGACCUGCACUGUCACUUCGAUCCCAUGGGCCAUACCCCACUGGGAGGUGCCUGUGGCAUGGCCAACUCUGACACCAUCUCUGCCUUUCUGAAAGCAAGGUGCGACCCGAACCCACCUCUCUACGGCCUGGGCCAAGGCCCGCUUCACCAUGCGAUCCUGUUCUCGCGGGGGAACCGCUCAGCUCUGCAGAUUGUUCGGCUGCUGCUGGAGCAUGGCGCGGACCCGAACGCAGUCACCAAUCCAACUGGACUCUUUAACUGGGUCUGCCAGGCAGCCCUUGCAUACGAGAUGAUCAGGGGUAGGCAGUCCAGCACCUUUCUUAUCCGCGCCUACGCCUCGCUUCCCCGCCUGUCACCGCUGGGCCUCGCGGCCAUGGUUGGGGACCCGGACAUGAUGCAGCUCUUGCUCGACUUCGGCGCAGAAGCACCCCUGCCCAACACCCGCGGAGACUUUCCCGAGGACUUGGCCAGGGAGAACGGCCACCUGCACCUGCUGCCCCUCCUGAACACGUUUCACGUCUAG